AUGCAGACAGCCAGCCCCGACCAAGUUGGAGCAGCAGCUGCUGCAGCAGCAGCAGCAGCAGCUGCUGCUGCUGCUGCGCUGCCUUCAAUUGGUGUAUUCGACGCGUUACGCACAGCAGCAGCUGCUGCUGCUACUGUAGGCCUAGCAGCAGCAGGACCUUGGGUAGCAGCAGCAGCAGCAGCAACACACCAAUCGCCUCGCCAGCAGCAACAGCAGCGCAGCCGUCCGAACCGGCAGCAGCAGCAGCGUCAGCAACGCCCUAACAACCAGCAGCAGCAGCAGCAGCAGCAGCAGCAGCAGCAGCAGCGUCAGCGACGCCACAACAACCAGCAGCAGCAGCAUCAGCCAGCAGCAGCAGCAGCAGCAGCAGCAGCAACAGCAGCAGCAGCAGCAAUGACGGUCCCAGAUGCUGCUGCUUCUCCCGUGCCCCACAAGACAACUUUGUCUCAAGAGCAGUCCGAGCAGGUUCGGCUGCUGGGGCACCUCGUGCGGGCAGAUGCAAACAACUCGCAGAACCCGCAAGUUGUGGCCGCCCUCGUGGCCGUGCUGCGCCUCGAGGCGGACAUUCAGCCAGUGCAGUACGCCUUGACCAUUCUCUACGAAGUCGUCAGGGAGAACAGCAGCCGCUACGAGGCCAUGUGCGGAGCCCUCGAGAACUCAAAUGUCUUCGAAGACUUUCUGCAGCUGCUGCAGCGCCCGGGGGUUGACAGCUACACGGGGGACCGCGCGGCCUUCAUGCUUUCGGGGUUUAUGUGCCGCGCGAGGAGUGUGGCUUUUUCCGAAGAACAAGUCACUUAUUUUGUGCAGCAGUUAAUUGCCAAGAAGUUUCCCGUGUCGGAGUCGGGGCGGCUGGACGCGCUGGUGAACAUUCUCAAAAUUGAUCGAUGGCGGCCGCUUGUAUGGGAGACCCCUGGUCUGCCCGAGAUGCUGCUGAAGGCCCUUUCGCUGAGCCAACCCGCGGGCGUGGUUUACAAAGCAGUGUUUUGCGUUUGGCUGCUUUCUUUCCACGAGGGUUUUCCUCUUGCAAUAACAGAAUGCGGGAUUUUGAAAGCUGCUUGCGACGUUUUGAAAGAAUCCCGAGUCGAGAAGGUGGCUAGGGGUUUAGGGUUUGCAGAGAAGUUUUGGCGCGAAAACGUGAUGGUUUUCGAAAAAGAUGAAUUCAUCACAAUUCAAAAAAUCGAAAAACUCCUCGACAGCGAAGACCCAACAACUCAGGCCGUGGCUUGUUACGACUUGGGGGAGUUUGCGCGGCUUCACCCCGCCGGCAAAAAGGUUUGCCAAAAGUUCAAAGUUAAGGACAAAGUGAUGCUGCUGAUCAGCAGCAAACACCGCGAGGUAGCAGCAGAAGCUCUUCUUUGUGUUCAGAAGCUGAUGCUGAACAACUGGCAAGAUGUGGCGAAACCCCAAACCACGAAGUAG
Eimeria necatrix is the source of this 1419-nucleotide messenger RNA. RefSeq names its product vacuolar ATP synthase subunit h, putative. The record is from RefSeq and is a predicted model, not a curated record. Gene Ontology annotation, molecular function: proton-transporting ATPase activity, rotational mechanism. NCBI's taxonomy places the organism in Eukaryota, Apicomplexa, Conoidasida, Eucoccidiorida, Eimeriidae. Gene Ontology annotation, biological process: proton transmembrane transport. Gene Ontology annotation, cellular component: vacuolar proton-transporting V-type ATPase, V1 domain. Bases 1 to 1419 code for a protein of 472 amino acids. The transcript is spliced from 10 exons.